Messenger RNA from Cygnus atratus (black swan), 3435 nucleotides. RefSeq names its product PBX/knotted 1 homeobox 2 (gene PKNOX2). The transcript has 14 exons. Gene Ontology annotation, biological process: regulation of transcription by RNA polymerase II. Gene Ontology annotation, molecular function: RNA polymerase II cis-regulatory region sequence-specific DNA binding; DNA-binding transcription factor activity, RNA polymerase II-specific. NCBI's taxonomy places the organism in Eukaryota, Metazoa, Chordata, Aves, Anseriformes, Anatidae. The record is from RefSeq and is a predicted model, not a curated record. The coding region runs from base 673 to 2115 and encodes 480 amino acids.
GGCGGCGCGGCGCGGCGGCGGGGCCGGGCCGGCGGCGAGCGGCGGCCGCGCUGUCAGGCCGGUGUCAGUGUGAUGAAGAUUGGCGGGCAGGGAACUUUCUAAUGGCUAAAUGGUUUCUUCGGGUUGAUCGACCACCAGAAAGCUGCUGCUUGCCUUCACCUCCCAUUCCUGCUCCGGGAAGCCUCCAGGACGGGUCCGUAAGUCCCCGAGCGAUGGCUGAUACUCCAGCGUAGGAGGCUGCUCCCAUUGGAGCCAAAUUUAAGACCCAGUCUUCAUCCUUCUCGCGGGAAACUUGCACAAAUGCUGCGGUGCUCCUGGCCAGAAGAAGAGAGAUUUUCAGAAGCAAGAAGGGGAUUUGGGAGGAGAUUUGGUAUCUCCCUGUGGGACGCGUGAGAGAAACUGGUCCUCUGAGGAGAUGUGAAACCCGCGGCCGGUCCAGCUGUUUGGCCAUGCAGCGAUGGAGGCCUGCACCAAAAGCAGCUGAAAUGCACCCAAAUCGGCACCUUGGCCUUUCCUUCAUGACCACUGAGCAGGGAGCAGCGGGGGUGGGAAAGCUGCCAGGUCGUGACCCAUACCCAGAAGUCUUGCUUUUGGGGCUGGGGGAGAACACCUGAAGGACAGCAGCUCCCUGAGCACCCCCCAAAACGGUUCUCGAUGUGACUCCCACCCAGGAUGCACCAUGUCUCCCCGGCACCGGCUCUGACGAUGAUGGCCACCCAGACGGUGCCCCCUCCUCCCUACCAAGACACCCCACAGAUGACGGCCACAGCCCAGCAGCCUACCAAGGCACAGCCUGUGCACCUCACCACCACGCCAGCAGCCGCCAACGCACCCGUGCCCACUGCAGCUGGUGACCCCCAGGCGCAGCUGGAGGCCGACAAGCGAGCCGUCUACAGGCACCCGUUGUUCCCGCUGCUAACGCUGCUCUUUGAGAAGUGUGAGCAGGCGACACAGGGCUCUGAGUGCAUCACCUCGGCCAGCUUUGACGUUGACAUCGAGAACUUUGUCCACCAGCAGGAGCAGGAGCACAAGCCCUUCUUCAGUGAUGACCCCGAGCUGGACAACUUGAUGGUGAAGGCAAUCCAGGUGCUGCGCAUCCACCUUCUGGAGCUGGAGAAGGUCAACGAGUUGUGCAAGGACUUUUGCAACCGCUACAUCACCUGCCUCAAAACCAAGAUGCACAGUGACAACCUACUCAGGAACGACCUGGGGGGGCCCUACUCCCCCAACCCCUCCUCCAUCAGCCUCCACCCUCAGGAGAUGCUGCAGAGCUCACCCACGGCACUGCCGGCCGCGUCCAACCCCCCGCCAGGCAUUGUGGUGCCCGCAGCCACGCUGCCCCCGGGCAACCUGGCCAUGGGCGCUGGGAGCGGGUCGCCCGCCGUGCCAGGUGGAGCCCUGUACCAGCCCGUGACAAUGGUGACGUCGCAGGGCCAGGUCCUCACCCAAGCCAUCGCCCCCGGAGCCCUGCAGAUCCCCAAUGCCCAGGUGAACCUGGAUCUCACCUCGCUCCUUGAUGGCGAGGACAAGAAGUCCAAGAACAAGCGGGGCGUCUUGCCCAAACACGCCACCAACAUCAUGCGCUCCUGGCUCUUCCAGCACCUCAUGCACCCCUACCCCACAGAGGACGAGAAGAGGCAAAUCGCCGCCCAAACCAACCUGACCCUCUUGCAAGUCAACAACUGGUUCAUCAACGCCAGGCGGCGCAUCCUACAACCCAUGCUCGAUGCCAGCAACCCAGACCCAGCCCCCAAAGCCAAGAAAAUCAAAUCUCAGCACCGGCCCACCCAGCGGUUCUGGCCCAACUCCAUCGCUGCUGGAGUCCUGCAGCAGCAGGGUGGCAAUUCGGGGACAAAUCCUGAUGGCCCACUUGGCAUGGACAACCUGCAGCCCCUGUCAUCAGCCACAGCCACCAUGGCCAUGCAGCAAGCCAUGCUGGCGGCCCAUGAUGACUCCCUAGACGGUACUGAGGAGGAGGAGGAAGACGAGGAGGAGGAUGAGGACGAGAUGGAAGAGGAGGAAGAGGAGGAGGAGGAGCUGGAGGAAGAGCCUGGUGGCCUCCCAGCUGCACCCGGCACUGACCUCGGCUUGGACCACAGUGACUCACUGGAGUAGUUCCCCCUGCGCCCUCCUCAAAUCAUUGAUGGCACCAGAAACACCCCCCCCUCCCAAAUGGCAAAAAAUGGCAAGAACAGCAACAAAUUGGUGAGAAAAGAGCAAAUUGGAGGCACUGACAGGUGCCCUAUCUGCCUGUGGGAGCACGGGGGCCACCACACCAGCGCGUGGAAGUGAAGGACAUGCGUUUACAAGGCACAUAUUGUGGCCGGAUUUUUGUUUUGUUUUGUUUUUUGUUUUUUUCCAAGUUUUAUCCUUGUUUUCCCUCUUUGCCCUUCGAUUUUGGUGAGGAAAGCAUUUUUAGUGGAAGAUGUUAUGCCCACAAUGCUUGGAUGCCAUGGGGUAACACGUUUUUUUUCACUGUGGGCUGCUGCAUCCUCUUGGAUUUCUUGGUGCAAAAAAAAAAAACCAAACAAACCAGGACUGAUGUUUUUUUGGGAAGGCUUCCCCAGAAAAGAUCACUCACAGGCAUAAAUAUCAGCAGGUGGGAAAAAAUUGCUGAGUGCAAAUUCUGCUUCAGAUCAGAUUUGAGGAAAGUUUCACACUCUUGACCCACUGGAUUGCCCAAACCUCCAAUGUCGUGGCCAUUUGGUGACUCCAUACAUGACUUUCUGGAAAAGGGAGAAAGCUCCCCUGAACUCUUUAAUUUAUGUGCUAAAAACCCAUCAAAUCUGGAAAAAAAAAAAAACACACCCUUUUCCUUAAGGGCUGAGACUAGAUGCAAAGUUGGGCAAAACCUGCCAGGAGUGAGACCUUCCCAGGGUGCUUUGGUACCAAAAAGGGAAAAAUGGUUAAAAAAAAAUCCACAUACUUUCACCCAAAGUUGAAUAGUGAACCCCAGGCUUUGCCCGGGAGGAAGGAAAUUCAGUAUGGUUGCUGAAAAGAUGAUUUCUCCCCAGUAUCAUCCACCUGCACAGGAAAACAUUGGGUUUCUCACCCCCAAGUGCCCUGAAUGAGGUAUCAGGGAGGGCAGCUCUACAAAAGCAAUUCAUUUGGAGACUUUGGAAUGGUAGUAAAAGGGCAAAUUUUGCCUUAAAAUGUGAGACAAAAGCAGCCCAGGUGACACAGGGGCUCUUUGUACCGUGGGGGGGAAACAAAAGUUUUUUUCUGCAGGUUCUUCCCCAUAACUGCGGGGUUUGUCCUUCUGUAGUAAGGAAGGAUUUGGGCGGCUGCAACAAUUGCCAUUUUUGUCCUUCUUUUGGCUCUUGAGGAGUUGAGAAGAAACAGCAGCCACAGAAAAACAGCUGCAGCAACAAAGUGAUGCAAUGGGCAGAAAAGCCUAUUUUUCGAUACUGAUCUGGCGUGAAUGUAAUCCAUAAU